Uncinocarpus reesii 1704 is the source of this 546-nucleotide messenger RNA. RefSeq lists its product as uncharacterized. The transcript is spliced from 2 exons. The coding region runs from base 1 to 546 and encodes 181 amino acids. The record is from RefSeq and is a predicted model, not a curated record. Lineage: Eukaryota; Fungi; Ascomycota; Eurotiomycetes; Onygenales; Onygenaceae.
AUGGGCGAAUUAAUUUUUGAAGGUCGACCUGCGUGCUUGCAUCCCCUGUCAAAGUCGUAUUUCCCACGCGAUACAGGUCAGGGGCUAGGGUCUGUCGGAGCAUGCCCGCUGGUCUUACUUAUGAAACUGCUUGAGGGCACAUUUGCGGGUUCAUGCGAUGGGAUAUCAUCGCCUGGUUUCAUUACACGAAAAUUGGGGCAAGAUUAUUGCCAAUCGAGCCUACUAUACCCAGGCCCCGAAGCGGAAUGGAAGAUUGACCCGGCAUGGCAUGCCAAACCAUGCAUCGUGAGAAUACGUAUGAGUGCUCACGGACCUACGGCAAACUCGCCCCAGCUGCAACAUCAUGCAUGGCAUCAAAAACCCAACCAGCAAGACAGACUCAAACCGCCAAUACGAACACCGGAGGCAGCUCUGAGCACCUGCCUGAUCUGUACGCAAAAUAAUACAAAAUCGAAAGCAGAUUCUCAGGAAUUUGCUUUUCUUGCGAUCAAAACUGCGUAUGCAGAUCACAAGGAUACCAUGCAAGUCAUAUUGAAACGCAGAUAA